AUGUCGUCUUCUAGUAGUACUCUGCAAGACGCUGCAGCCUCCGCUACGGUUCGUUCAGCGCUGUCGCCACCACCACAACCAUGGGGUACCAAGUUGUUGGAUCUAUCACGGCUGGCAUCGCCUCGAACCUGGUGGGGUGUCGCCAUGAAUGUCCGAAGGAGUCCAUUUGUUGAUAUUGACUGGCAUCCCUUUCUUCAGGGACUCUUGGGAGUGCUGGUGCCAUUUCUGGUUCUCUUGAUUCUGUUACGAACGACAACCACCACCAUUGGUACAACUGCUACUGUUCCACGUCCUCCCGCUCUGCUGUACUUUGGUUCUCCCUGGGCCUAUCACUGUCUUUGGGUAUCCAUGAGCAAACCCUUACGAGAGCUGGUGGGAGUCGGAGUAAACGUAUGGAAGGGACGAUCGGUUCCACUUCCAGAUGCCUUCGAGACUUUGACAAGUUCGGUCGCACAAUCAAGAUGCAUUCGAAAACGGCGUUAUGAUCUCUACUUGCCGCCGCCAACAUCAACAACUCUGCCAAAGCAAACUGAUCAUGAUACAGAACAUCAACAAACAGCCAUUCUCUUUUUGCCGGGAUCUGGUGUUUCGCAUGCGGCCUAUGCCAAUGCCGCGGCACGGCUUUCCGACGCCGGUUAUGUGGUAGUCGUUCCCUCCAUGGAACCGCUUCGAUUGGCAUUACCGCAUUUGGGAGCCGAUUGGUGGGAUAUCGCUCGCAUUUUGCGUCGUGUCCAACGACAGUUAGGUGGUCAUUGCCACUGGGUCCUGGCGGGACAUUCCAUGGGAUCCUUUGCCGCCAUGAAUUUGUGGGCCGAGUAUUACGAUGCAUCAUCAUCUCGACAAUCCUCCUUUAGCAUUGGACCAGAAUUGGUCCUGUGGGGUGUCGCCAAUUUCCCCACCUAUAUGCCUUCUUCCAACAUGACAGAGACUACGCAACUGUUGUUGGUGCAAGGACAAGACGAUCUUCUCUUGAAAAUGACGGAACAGUGGAAGGAUUUACAAGAAGCAAAACUACCGACGAAUUGUCAGCGCGUCAGUAUUCCUGGCGGGACACAUGGAGGAUUUGGGAGUUACCCGUCAGAGGCAUUGCCUCCGGGAGAUUUGCCACAUACAAAACAACAACAAUUGGCAGUCGAGGCGACGGUUCAGUUUUUGAAGAACCGUCAAGAGGGAUCACGAUAG
Molecule: messenger RNA, 1182 nt
Organism: Seminavis robusta
Lineage: Eukaryota; Bacillariophyta; Bacillariophyceae; Naviculales; Naviculaceae
Source: the annotation of a GenBank genome assembly